AUGUCACCCACAGCCACCACCACUACUUGCAACCAGAUCCCUGUUGGAGACUUGCAUUGUCAGCGUCACCCUUACGACAAGGAAUUGACAACCACUUGCAUCGACUGCUCCGAGAAACCUGAUAAGAAAGGAUUCUACCAAAUCAGGCUCCAUGACACAGUCCUCUUUCCCGAAGGUGGUGGACAACCUUUCGAUACUGGAUUCAUUGAUGAUAUCCCUGUACAUAAUGUUCAACGACAAGGUAUCGAGCAUGUUCAUUAUACCAAGGCACCAGUUGCUGUGGGGAAGCAAGUGACACUCAAGGUGGAUUGGGAUCGUCGAUGGGAUCAUAUGCAACAACAUAGCGGUCAACAUCUUCUCUCUGCUGUGCUUGAACAAGAGCCCUUCCGCGUUGAAACAGGAUCAUGGUACAUGGGUGCUACUCGCUCUUUUAUCGAAUUGGAGACACGUCAAGAUCCUUCACGUGUACCCACGCCUGAACAAUUGCAAGAGGUGGAACGUCGUGUCAAUAAGAUGAUUGUUGAAUCCAUUCCUGUGAUCGUGCAUACUCAAGCCAACAAGGAUGAUACGGAUCGACCUGAGAGUGUACCUGAUGAUUAUGUGGGAGGUGGCACCAUUCGUACUGUGGAGAUCAAGGGAGUUGACAUGAACCCAUGCUGUGGUACACACGUUUUAUCAACCGGGCAUUUACAAAUGAUCAAGUUACUGCACACCGAAAAAGUGCGUGGUGGCAAUACACGAUUGUUCUUUUUGGUGGGCCAAAGAGUGACCGAUUACGCCGAGUCCAUGUUCCAGGUCUCCAAGCAACUCACGGCAUUGCUAUCGGGACCACCAGAGACCUUUGUGGAGAAUGUUACUCGUCUACAGCAAAACAACCGCACCAACAUGAAAGCUGCCAAGCGGUGGAUGGGUGAUUUGGCAGGUCACGUGGCAACGGAUUUGAGUCAUCAAUUGGAAUCUCGUGAUACAGUGGUCAUGUACCGUGCUGAUGCCGAUAUGGAGUUCCUUACCCAGAUUGCGAAUACGUUGAAGGAUAAGCAAGUAUUGGAAGGUCGUGAAACCAAGACUAUCGUAUUGGCUGCAGGUGAAGCGAACGUGGGUGGACCUAUUAUGGUGCUUGGUGGCUCGAAUGAUUCAGUGCAAAGCGUUGCCAAGGCGGUUACUACACAGCUUGCUGAUAGUGGGAUUCGAGGUGGUGGUAAAGGACGAUGGCAAGGCAAAGCCAAAGCAUGGAAAGGAAUCGAAUCAUUACAAGAGAAGCUGGAUCAGUUAUCAAUCUCGACAUAG
Molecule: messenger RNA, 1287 nt
Organism: Lichtheimia ornata
Lineage: Eukaryota; Fungi; Mucoromycota; Mucoromycetes; Mucorales; Lichtheimiaceae
Exons: 4
Coding region: 1-1287 (428 amino acids)
Biological process (GO): regulation of translational fidelity; alanyl-tRNA aminoacylation
Molecular function (GO): Ser-tRNA(Ala) deacylase activity; nucleic acid binding; alanine-tRNA ligase activity
Source: RefSeq, a predicted model, not a curated record